Molecule: messenger RNA, 3861 nt
Organism: Bacidia gigantensis
Lineage: Eukaryota; Fungi; Ascomycota; Lecanoromycetes; Lecanorales; Ramalinaceae
Product: Type I Iterative PKS
Exons: 3
Coding region: 1-3861 (1286 amino acids)
Biological process (GO): fatty acid biosynthetic process; secondary metabolite biosynthetic process
Molecular function (GO): fatty acid synthase activity
Source: RefSeq, a predicted model, not a curated record
AUGGCUGGUCCACUAUCAGUCUUCCUCUUUGGGGACCAGGACAGCCAAUGUAGAGAUCAUUUGGGAGAGCUUAUGUUGACUGGAAGUAAUCCAAUACUCAACACUUUCUUUGAUCAGGCAGCCCUGUCCCUCCGACAAGAGAUCCAGAGAUUGCCAUGGUCUCAACGAGAUAGCUUCCCGUCGUUUAGCAAUUUCCUUGACCUUUUGGCCAUCGAAGCCUCCAAGCCACUGCAUCCUGGAUUGCAAUUGGCUUUAUCGACCGGUGACAGUCGAAAGAGCUGGGAGACCAAGAAUUCAGUUUCGAGUACAUCCAGCUAUACAUUCGGUCUCGGCACUGGUCUACUGGCAGCAGCUGCAACAAGCUGCUACACAAAUCUUGAGCAGUUCAUACCAAUCGCUCUAGAUACAGUGCUCAUUAGCUUCCGAAUCGGGUUGCUCGCAGCUAACACACGAGAUCAAAUUGUCGACCGAGCUGAUGUAGGCUCAUGGCGUAUCAGAGUAGAGACUGACAAGCCAGCGUCGGUACUUUCCCAAGUGGAGGACUUUUGCGCCCAGAAGCACCUGCAACCAUGGUCAAAGCCAUAUGCUUGCGACACUUCCGAGACUUCGGUGCUGUUAGGCGGUCCUCCUGCAACACUCGAGGCGCUGACCCAAGCCUACUCCCUCAAAGCAUCCCCAUCUGCGGUCUAUGCCCCAUUUCAUGCCUCAACUAUAUACUCAGAAAAUGAUGUCGAGGCUAUUUCACAAUCGUUCUCCCCAGCACUGACACACGUGGUGUCCAAGCUUACCUUGUUGUCUCAUCAUAACGGAACAGCCUUGCCGCCUCAGACUCUACCCUCGCUUCUCAGAAUGGCUGUACGUGCUAUCCUGUCUGAAAGCCUCGCCUCAGACGCCGCACUCCAUUCUAUCAAAGGCAUGACCCAAUCUCAAGCCUCCCAACCCUGCACUGUCAUAUCAAUUGGUGCACCCUAUGGCUCGAGAUUGGAAUCUGUGCUCGAAACUACCGAAUCUAGCCUCGAGAGAAUGACCUAUGUAAACGAUGAGACAAUCGUAAGUCAUGCUACAAAGGCGCAAUAUGCGAGGCAGUCAAAGAUUGCCAUCACAGGCUUCUCUGGCAGAUUUCCACAAGCCAAAAAUAAUGAAGCCUUUUGGGAUGUCAUCCAUAACGGAGUUGAUACGCACGCGGUCACACCAAAAUCACGAUGGGAUGUGAAAACGCACGUCGACCCAACCUUGAAAGGAAAAAACACAAGCGCGGCGGCAUACGGGUGCUGGCUAGACACUCCUGGCGCCUUCGACCGCUCCUUCUUCAGUAUCUCACCUCGUGAAGCCCCACAGAUGGACCCUGCGCAAAGACUGGCCAUGAUGUGCGCAUACGAGGCGGUAGAGAUGUCGGGUAUUGUCACCGAUUCCACACCGUCUACGAUGAAAAGCCGCGUCGGCGUCUUCAUCGGCACUACUAGCAGUGAUUGGUGCGAAACCAACAGCGCUCAGGACGUAGACAAUUACUUCAUUCCUGGCGGAAAUCGUGCGUUUAUACCUGGACGCGUUAAUUACUAUUUCAAGUUUAGCGGACCGAGCUUCAGUGUCGAUACAGCGUGCUCUUCAAGCCUUGCUGCAACACAUUUGGCAUGUAAUGCACUUUGGAGGGGCGACAUCGAUUGCGCUAUUAUUGGAGGAACAAACGUCUUGACAAACCCUGACGUUACGGCUGGGCUUGACCGCGGUCACUUCCUGUCUCGCACUGGAAAUUGUAAGACUUUUGAUGAUGAAGCGGAUGGAUACUGCCGUGGAGAGGGUACAGGGAUAAUCGUUUUGAAGCGUCUGGAAGAUGCUCAAGCCGAUAAUGAUCCAAUUCAUGGCUGUAUACUUGCGGCAGCCACAAACCAUUCUGCAGAGGCGGAAUCUAUCACAAGACCUCAUGUGGGCGCGCAGCGAACGUUAUUCUCUGACGUCCUAGCAAAAGGAGGUGUGCAUCCAAACGAUAUUAGCUAUGUGGAGAUGCAUGGCACCGGCACUCAAGCUGGAGAUGGCAGAGAGAUGGCCUCAGUCUCACAAACUUUCGCUCCUUGGCCACAAGGUGAUCCACGUUGCAGAACCAACGAUCUGCAUGUUGGCUCUGUGAAAGCCAACGUCGGCCAUGGUGAAGCAGCUGCCGGAGUCACGGCUCUAAUCAAGGUGCUGUUGAUGAUGCAGAAGGACGAAAUCCCCCCUCACUGUGGCAUCAAGACCAAGAUCAAUCAAACAUUCCCACCCGACUUGAAGGAGCGUCGUGUACUCAUUGCUGACCGACCAAAGCCGUGGGUCAGAUCGAACAAGCCUCGAAGGGUGCUGCUAAACAACUUCUCUGCCGCCGGUGGAAAUUCUUGUGUACUACUCGAAGAUGGACCAGGAGCAGGAGCGGAAGACCUACACACCCGUCCAGAUACACGUCCUGCCCACGUAGUAACUUUGACCGCAAAGAGCAAGACAGCACUUGAAGCCAAUACCAAAUCGUUGGCUAGUCUACUCAAGUCCUCCAACAGUAUUUCGCUCAGCGAUCUAGCGUAUACGUCGACAGCCAGGCGCCUACAUUACAACUUCCGGGCUUCAUACCCGGCUCAAACAAUUCAAGAGCUCGCCGCGUCUCUCGAGCGUGACACAGCGGACCCUCCCCAGCAGGCCCGAGGUGCCCCGAAGAUACUCUUUGCUUUCUCUGGACAAGGCUCCACCCAUGCCGGUAUGGGAAGGUACCUCUAUGAGACCAAUUCCAGCUUCAGGACAGCCUUGGAUCGAUUCGAUACUAUCACACAAUCUCAAGGAUUUGGAUCUAUCCUCCCUUAUAUUCGAGGCACUGGAGAUGCAAACGACGAAUCAGCUGCUUCAAUCACGCAACUCUCCCAAGUGGCCCUCCAGAUGGCACUAGCUCGACUUUGGGACAGCUGGGGAAUUUCUCCAGCUGGCGUGCUUGGUCAUAGUCUGGGUGAAUAUGCCGCCCUCAACUUUGCCGGCGUUUUGUCAGAUUUCGACACCUUAUGGGUUUGUGGGCAACGUGCUAAGCUCCUUGAGUCCCACUGCAAGGCAGGCACACAUGCUAUGCUUGCGAUACGCAGCUCGCAAGCCGACGUCGACGCAUGCUUGAGUGGCGUCGCGACUGAAAUUGCCUGCAUGAAUGGUGCUCAACAGACCGUCAUCAGUGGUUCAAAUGCAGACAUUGAUCAAGCAAGCGCUCGGUUGACUUCGAAAGGGAUCAACUUCAGCCGGAUGAAGGUACCAUAUGCCUUCCACUCAAGUCAGCUGCAACCCAUCUUAGGGGACUUCUCAAAGAUUCUCAAUGGAAUCACCCUUAGAUCUCCAAAGGUGCCAAUCUUUAGUCCUCUCACGUCCAAAGUGAUCAAACCAGGUGAUGAGGUGGACAGAGACUAUCUGCUACGCCAGUGUCGUGAAGCUGUCAACCUCGUUGGCGCCGUGCAAGCUGGUGAAGAUGCUUCUCUCCUGAACGACCGUACCCACAUUAUUGAGAUCGGCCCAAGCAAUGUUCUUGCAAGGCUUACCCAGCGCGCAACGCAACAUUCGCCUACAAUCAUGCCAUCGCUUGAAACGAAUCAGGAUUCGUGGCUAGUGCUGAGCAAAAGCGUUGCAGCUGCGUAUCGCGUUGGCUGCAACAUCAAUUGGGCUCAAUACCAUAGAGACUAUGACCAUGCUGUUAUUCAACUACCAUCUUAUAACUGGGAUCUCAAGGAUUACUGGAUCCAGUAUGUGAAUGACUGGUCUCUACGUAAGGGAGACCCAUUGCCUAUUGCAGCCGCGGCAUCUGAGUUGCAGUUGACCACAACUUCCUGCCAAAAGGUGAUCUCAGCAAAAUCAGAGGUAAUGAAAUAG